This is a messenger RNA of Lepus europaeus (European hare), 1977 nucleotides long. RefSeq names its product solute carrier family 28 member 2 (gene SLC28A2). The record is from RefSeq and is a predicted model, not a curated record. Gene Ontology annotation, cellular component: membrane. Gene Ontology annotation, molecular function: nucleoside:sodium symporter activity; purine nucleoside transmembrane transporter activity. Lineage: Eukaryota; Metazoa; Chordata; Mammalia; Lagomorpha; Leporidae. Gene Ontology annotation, biological process: nucleoside transmembrane transport; retina homeostasis. Bases 1 to 1977 code for a protein of 658 amino acids. The transcript is spliced from 17 exons.
AUGGAGAAAGCCAGUGGAAGAAAGUCCCUUGCUCUGUCCACAGCAGAGAAUGGCAUAGAGAACGCAGGGCUGGAGCUCACGGAGGAAGAGGUAAAUUCUGAGCGAACCAGGAGGAUGGAAGUGCAAGGACAUAGUCUCAGGGAUGAUGUGAGGCCUGCCACUCACCAAAGGAGUUAUCUACAGCCUCUCACCAAGGCAAGAACUUUCUGCCAAAGACAUGCAAGCUUGUUCAAGAAGAUCCUGUUGGGCCUGUUGUGUCUGGUGUAUGCUGCCUACUUCUUGGCAGCUUGCAUCUUGGAUUUCCAGAGGGCACUGGCCUUGUUUGUCAUCACCUGUUUGGUGAUCUUGGUCCUGCUUCACCACUUUCUGAAAAAGUUCUUGGGUAAAAAAUUAACAAGAUGCCUGAAGCCCUUUAAAAAUUCCCAGCUGAGACUUUGGAUAAAACGGGUGUUCGCAGGAGUCUCCUUGGUUGGCCUUAUCCUGUGGCUGGCACUAGACACAGCCCAAAGGCCAGAGCAGCUGAUCUCCUUUGCAGGAAUCUGCAUGUUCAUCCUCAUCCUCUUUGCGUGCUCCAAACACCACAGUGCAGUGUCCUGGAGGACAGUGUUUUGGGGCCUGGGUCUUCAGUUUGUCUUUGGAAUACUGGUCAUCAGAACUGAUCCUGGAUUUAUUGCAUUUCAGUGGCUGGGAGAUCAGGUCCAGAUUUUCCUGGCCUACACUGUCGCUGGCUCCAGUUUUGUCUUUGGGGAUAGCCUGGUCAAUGAUGUCUUUGCUUUUCAGUCUUUACCAAUCAUCAUUUUCUUUGGAUGCGUGAUGUCCAUUCUAUACUACCUGGGCCUUGUGCAGUGGGUUGUUCAGAAGAUCGCCUGGUUUUUGCAAGUCACUAUGCGUACCACUGCCACAGAGACCCUGGCUGUAGCAGGAAACAUCUUUGUGGGUAUGACAGAGGCACCUCUGCUCAUCCGCCCCUACCUUGCAGACUUGACCCUCUCUGAAAUCCACGCAGUGAUGACUUCAGGGUUUGCCACCAUUUCAGGCACUGUGUUGGGAGCCUUCAUAUCCUUUGGGAUUGAUGCAUCAUCCUUGAUUUCUGCUUCUGUGAUGGGUGCUCCUUGUGCACUUGCCUUGUCAAAGCUGGUAUAUCCAGAAGUGGAAGAGUCCAAGUUCAAGAGUAAAGAGGGGGUAAAACUGCCUCGUGGGAAGGAGAGCAAUGUCCUAGAAGCUGCCAGCAAUGGAGCCACAGAUGCUAUAGCUCUUGUUGCGAAUGUCGCAGCCAACCUGGUUGCCUUUUUGGCCGUGUUGGCCUUCAUCAAUGCUGCCCUUUCCUGGUUGGGGGAACUGGUGGAAAUACAGGGGCUCACUUUCCAGGUCAUCUGCUCCUAUAUCCUAAGGCCCAUGGUUUACAUGAUGGGUGUAGAGUGGACAGACUGUCCAAUGGUGGCUGAGAUGGUGGGAAUCAAGUUUUUCACAAAUGAGUUUGUGGCCUAUCAGCAACUGUCUCAAUACAAGAAAAGACGUCUCUCUGGAAUGGAAGAGUGGAUUGAUGGCGAGAAACAGUGGAUUUCUGUGAGAGCUGAAAUCAUUACAACAUUUUCACUCUGUGGAUUUGCCAAUCUUAGUUCCAUAGGAAUAACACUGGGAGGCUUGACUUCAAUGGUGCCCCACCGAAAAAGUGAUCUGUCCAAAGUUGUGAUCCGGGCCCUCUUCACAGGGUCCUGUGUAUCCUUUAUCAGUGCCUGUGUGGCAGGAAUCCUCUAUGUUCCCCGGGGAGCUGAAACUGACUGUGUCUCCUUCCUAAGCACAAGUUUCACCAACAGAAGCUAUGAGACCUAUGUGUGCUGCAGAGAGCUCUUUCAGAAUACUUAUCUGAAUGGCACCAAUCCACCUUCUUUUUCUGGUGCCUGGGAAGACAAGGCAUUCAGUGCCAUGGCCCUUGCUAACUGCUGUGGAUUCUACAACAAUACUGUCUGUGCCUAA